Trichosurus vulpecula (common brushtail) is the source of this 1748-nucleotide messenger RNA. Its product is annotated as elongation factor 1-alpha 1-like. Gene Ontology annotation, biological process: translation; translational elongation. The transcript has a single exon. Lineage: Eukaryota; Metazoa; Chordata; Mammalia; Diprotodontia; Phalangeridae. The coding region runs from base 69 to 1457 and encodes 462 amino acids. Gene Ontology annotation, molecular function: translation elongation factor activity; GTPase activity; GTP binding. The record is from RefSeq and is a predicted model, not a curated record.
UUUUUUUCGCAACGGGUUUGCCGCCAGAACACAGGUGUUGUGAAAACCAUCGCUAAACUUCCAAAAAAAUGGGCAAGGAAAAGACUCACAUUAACAUUGUGGUCAUUGGACACGUAGACUCUGGCAAGUCCACCACUACUGGCCACCUCAUCUACAAAUGUGGUGGAAUUGACAAGAGAACCAUUGAGAAGUUCGAGAAGGAGGCUGCUGAGAUGGGAAAAGGCUCCUUCAAAUAUGCUUGGGUCUUGGAUAAACUGAAGGCUGAACGUGAGCAUGGUAUCACUAUUGAUAUCUCCCUGUGGAAAUUUGAGACCAGCAAGUACUAUGUGACCAUUAUUGAUGCUCCUGGACACAGAGACUUUAUCAAGAACAUGAUUACGGGCACAUCUCGGGCUGACUGUGCGGUCCUGAUUGUUGCUGCUGGUGUUGGUGAAUUUGAAGCUGCUAUCUCAAAGAAUGGGCAGACCCGUGAGCAUGCCCUUCUGGACUAUACACUAGGUGUAAAACAACUGAUUGUUGGUGUAAACAAAAUGGAUUCCACCGAGCCCCCCUACAGCCAGAAGAGAUAUGAGGAAAUUGUCAAGGAAGUCAGUACCUACAUUAAGAAAAUUGGCUACAACCCUGACACAGUAGCUUUCGUGCCAAUUUCAGGUUGGAAUGGUGAUAAUAUGCUGGAGCCAAGCUCUAAUAUGCCUUGGUUCAAGGGAUGGAAAGUCACUCUUAAGGAUGGCAAUGCUAAUGGAACUACACUGCUUGAAGCUUUGGAUUGCAUCCUGCCACCAACUCGUCCAACUGACAAGCCCCUUCGUCUGCCCCUCCAAGAUGUCUACAAGAUUGGCGGUAUUGGUACUGUUCCUGUUGGCCGAGUGGAAACUGGUGUUCUAAAACCAGGCAUGGUGGUCACCUUUGCCCCAGUCAAUGUUACAACUGAAGUAAAGUCUGUCGAAAUGCACCAUGAAGCUUUGAGUGAGGCUCUGCCAGGGGAUAAUGUUGGUUUCAAUGUCAAGAACGUGUGUGUCAAAGGUGUCCGCCGUGGUAAUGUGGCUGGUGACAGCAAGAAUGACCCACCUAUGGAAGCAGCUGGUUUCACUGCGCAGGUUAUUAUCCUGAACCAUCCAGGCCAAAUCAGUGCUGGCUAUGCACCUGUUCUGGAUUGUCACACUGCUCACAUUGCUUGCAAGUUUGCUGAACUGAAGGAGAAGAUUGAUCGUCAUUCUGGAAAGAAGCUAGAAGAUGGCCCUAAAUUCCUGAAAUCUGGUGAUGCUGCCAUCGUUGACAUGGUUCCAGGCAAGCCCAUGUGUGUGGAGAGCUUCUCUGAUUAUCCUCCUCUGGGUCGUUUUGCUGUUCGUGAUAUGAGGCAGACUGUUGCAGUUGGUGUCAUCAAGGCAGUUGACAAGAAGGCUGCUGGAGCUGGCAAGGUCACAAAAUCUGCCCAGAAGGCCCAGAAGGCUAAAUGAAUAUUCUGUACAACACCUGCCACCCCAGUCUUAAUCAGUGGUGGAAGAACAGUCUCAGAACUGUUUGUCUCAAUUGGCCAUUUAAGUUUAAUAGUAAAAGACUGGUUAAUGAUUACAAUGCAUCGUAAAAGCUUCAGGAGGAAAGGAAUGUUUUUUGUGGACCAUUUGUUUCGUGGCAGUUUUAAGUUAUUAGUUUUUAAAAUCAGUAAUUUUUAAAUGGAAACAACUUGACCAAAAAUCUGUCACAGAAUUUUGAGACCAUUAAAACAGUUUAAUGCGAAAAAAAAAAAA